CCUCAAGGACAAUGGACCAAAUCCAGUGCGUCUGCGCCGGUUUCCCGGAAGUAUAUCCAAGCACGUGUAGCAUUUGACAACCUUGAAAAAACUACAAAACUAACUUGCAGCUUAUGUCUCAUAACAAACCGUUCCAGUGAUGCCAGUAACACGACUACUAUACCCUCUUUACCAGCUGGGCAACCCUCAGCUGAGGAUCUUCAGACCAAACUGGUUCCUCACUCUGGUGAGGCCGGGAAAAGAACAGCCUCCUGACACUGUCCAGUUUCGCAUUCCAUUGGAAAUGACCAAGUGUGACGUAAAGAACUACCUGGAGAAGAUCUAUAAUGUACCUGUAGGAGCAGUCCGCACCAGGAUACAAUUUGGCUCCAAUAAGAAGAGGAAUCACCUAAACCAGAAAGUUAAGCAGCCUGACUAUAAAGUAGCCUACGUUCAGCUGGAACACAAUGGCUUCUUGGCUCAUUUUGCGCUCUUUGCACCCCAGGCCCAGGGCCAGACGUUCACCUUCCCUGACAUCUUCCCGGAAAAAGACCGGAUGCCGUCGGAGGGCUCCAUGGAGGAGAUGCAGGAGAAGUUCAUGGAGGACGAGAAGCAGAGGCAGAAACUUGACCCCAGGAGAGGAGGGGUCACUGAGUGGUUCGGACUCUGAGACAGCCCACCGACCGAGAACUCUGUGCUCGUAUUUAUGUUUCGUUGGGUGCAACGUGUAUUGAUUUACAGCGCGACUCUCGUGAUGUCACUUCUAUUUCUGUAAGAAACACUCGCAAGUGUGUAGUAAAGAAGAAUGAGCAUGUGUGUGGGAGACUGGAGACAUGUGUUUGGUGUGUGUGUUUGUGUGUGAGUGAGUUUGCGAGGCUUGAGUCCAGUAACCCGAGCCAGAACAGAAUCACAGGAGGAGGAGAGUGGCCUGGCUCCAUCUUUCAUGAAACCAGCCCACCGUACAGAAUCUCCAUCACCUCAGAUGACCUCCUCCUCUUCCUCCUCCCACUCUUCCUGUUCCACCUCCUCUUUUAAUUCCUCCUCCUUGGCACCAAUACCCCUGCACCUCCUCUUUCUUUUGUCUCUCCUCAGGAGUUUCCUUUCCUUCUCGUCUGUCUCCUCUGCUGUCCCUGUUUCUCUUGUGCCCUCUCCUACUCUCCUCCUUCUCUGCCACGCUGGGGAGUGGUAUAUUGUGGUAUCCCUAGUAGCUCUGACUCUCGGCCAGUUGGAUCCAACUACCUGGACAACCCACAUCCUUUCCUCUUUUAUGAGUUUGCCUUGGAUUAAUUGACCACUUUAGGUAAACAACAAUUGAGAUGUUGUUUCAGCAAAGCAACGACAUGGAAUUUGCUGGAGUGUUUUAUUAUUUUGUGGUAGCACCUCUUGCCAUAUUCUGAGAAAAGAUUGUACCCAGUGUGUGUGUGUGUGUGUGUGUGUGUUUGCCUAGCAUGCGGGACUUGCCAGUGAAUCUGUCUAAUUGUAAGUACUGUUGGAAUAAGAACUAAUAAACGGUCACUUGUCCAAAAGUG
Micropterus dolomieu (smallmouth bass) is the source of this 1508-nucleotide messenger RNA. RefSeq names its product mitochondrial ribosomal protein L23 (gene mrpl23). Gene Ontology annotation, cellular component: ribosome; mitochondrial large ribosomal subunit. The record is from RefSeq and is a predicted model, not a curated record. The coding region runs from base 140 to 649 and encodes 169 amino acids. The transcript has 5 exons. Gene Ontology annotation, biological process: mitochondrial translation. Gene Ontology annotation, molecular function: structural constituent of ribosome. NCBI's taxonomy places the organism in Eukaryota, Metazoa, Chordata, Actinopteri, Centrarchiformes, Centrarchidae.